Molecule: messenger RNA, 1793 nt
Organism: Rubroshorea leprosula
Lineage: Eukaryota; Viridiplantae; Streptophyta; Magnoliopsida; Malvales; Dipterocarpaceae
Source: the annotation of a GenBank genome assembly
GAAGCCAGGAAAGCUGAGAUCUAAAACCACUUUGAGGAUCUUCAUUAGUAGUUAUGCCAAUGUUUAUUCUUCUUCUUUUUCUGUUUUUCUUAGUUCUUCUUCUCCAGAAGAUGCAAAAGCAAAAGCAGCGGCUGUGGCUUCCUCCUGGCCCUCGAAAACUUCCAAUUAUUGGAAACCUUCACCAAAUCGGUGCAGUUCCCCACCAGUCGUUUGCUGAAAUGUCAAAGAAACAUGGCCCUGUAAUGCUCGUUCAUCCUGGAUUUGUCCCAAAACUCAUUGUAUCCUCCGCAGAUGCUGCGAAAGAACUCUUAAAAGCCCACGAGCUCGAUUCCUGCGGCCGACCUCCCUUGACAGGUGCCGGAGAGCUUUCCUAUAACUACCUCAACGUCGCCUUUACUGCUUAUGGCGAUUACUGGAGGGUAAUGCGACGUCUGUACGUUAUCGAACUCCUCAGCAUUAAAAGGGUCCAAUCGUUCCGCUUCAUCAGAGAAGAAGAGGUGGAAUUCCUAAUAAAAUCAAUUUCGGAAUUCUCCAAAUUGGGGACACCGGUCAACCUCAGUGAGAAGCUGAUUUCUCUUACCGCUGAUGUCACCGGUCGGGUUGCUUUUGGAAAGAGCUUUAAAGAAAGGGAAUAUGAAUAUUUCGGCGCGGAUUUCGAAGAGGAGAUUCAUGAAGCUGUUGUCAUGUUGGGAAACUUUGCAGCAGCCGAUUUCUUCCCUUACUGCGGUUGGAUUGUGGACAGAAUCACCGGUCUCCAUAGAAGACUGGAACGGAAUUUUAAAAAACUGGAUGCUUUCUUCCAGAAAGUGCUAGACGAUCACCUCUGCUCCGGUCGCCGAAUUACAGAGGAAGAACACGAAGAUAUCAUCGACGUUCUGAUAAAAAUAGGGAAAUAUGAAACGGCAUCCGGUACUGAAAAAAUCACUCACAAUCACAUCAAAGCUAUUCUUAUGGACAUAUUUCUUGGCGGAUCGCAUACCACUGCCAUAAGCAUGGCUUGGGCCAUGGCGGAGCUGGCAAAGAACCCAAGAGUGAUAAAGAAAGCACAGGAAGAAAUAAGAAACAGCGCGGUGGUGAAGGAAAACUGGCGGUUGCAGCCACCGGGGACGUUGCUGGCUGCGAGAGAAGCCAUUACCCGAUUCAACGUCUCGGGUUACACCAUCGACCCGAAGACCCAAAUACAAGUAAAUGUUUGGGCCAUCUGGCGGGAUCCAAAUGCAUGGGAAAACCCCCAAGAGUUCUACCCCGAGAGGUUCUUGGACAGUCCAAUUGAUUUCAAGGGGCAGAAUUAUGAGUUUUUACCGUUCGGUAGUGGUCGUAGAAUUUGUACGGGAGUGCAUAAGGCGGUCGCGGUAGUAGAGCUGACACUUGCAAAUCUUUUGUAUUGCUUUGCUUGGAAAUUACCGGAGGGGAUGACAGAGGAAGAUAUCUGCAUGGAGGAAGAAGCUGGAAUUGCUGUUCAAAAGAAAGUGCCUCUUAAGCUCAUUCCCGUUGAAUAUCAAUGUUCAUCUGAAAGUAAGAUGUACAAAGUGGCUGUUUACUUGUAUUUAAACGCCAAACAUCACAUCACAUGUAAGGAUAUUAAUAUAACUACCGUUCGUAGAAUUCUAGAACGAGUAUUUGCAUGAGAUCAAGUUGUUACAACUACUAGUCUUUCUUUUGUUUAUGCAUUCUUAGUAAAAGAAGUAUGCACUAGAGCAAUCAGUCCAAAUGCUUGUGUUGUGUCUAGGUCCGCAUUGCCCACUUCCAAAAAACUCUGAGGCGUGAGCUGUUAAAAAAAAUUAAAAAAUUUA